Apiotrichum porosum is the source of this 4890-nucleotide messenger RNA. RefSeq lists its product as uncharacterized. The transcript is spliced from 8 exons. Gene Ontology annotation, molecular function: ATP hydrolysis activity; ABC-type transporter activity; ATP binding. The record is from RefSeq and is a predicted model, not a curated record. Lineage: Eukaryota; Fungi; Basidiomycota; Tremellomycetes; Trichosporonales; Trichosporonaceae. Bases 1 to 4890 code for a protein of 1629 amino acids. Gene Ontology annotation, biological process: transmembrane transport. Gene Ontology annotation, cellular component: membrane.
AUGACGGAGCGCGACUCGUCGCCCUCGUCGACGCUCGCUGAGCGCAACCCCGCCGCCGAGCCGCCGGCGUCCCCUACUGCGGAGACGCCCGUGCCGAGCCAGCCGAUGGCCGCCUCCAGCACUGUUCCCGCGCCUCCCAUGGCCGUUUCAAACCCCGUGGAACGCACCGAUACGACAGACGACCAGACCAAGGGCUCGGACGACGGCCACGAUGUCGACGAAAAGAUCCAGCCCGGCAAGACGUUCGCCGACGGUGGCGACGUGUACGCCGAAAAGGCCAUUGUCGAUGUCGAGUAUGACGGCCAGGUCCGCAAGGCCAUGAUCGUCGUCGAGGAGAAGACGGGCAAGGAGCUCCUCAAGGACGUGACUGGUGGGCCGUACACCAUGCCUCAAUGGCGUCAUUCGUUGCCGUUCAUGAACCCCAAGUACCCUCCCCCGCCUCCUCCUCUCUCGCUCAACGACGCGCCCAUCACUCCCGAGGUCACAGCUAGCUUCUUCAGCUUCCUCUACUUCAACUGGAUCAGCCCCAUGAUGGCGCUGGGCUCGGCCCGUCCCCUCCAGCCGACCGAUCUGUGGAAGAUGGACGAGAAGCGCAGCGCCGGUGUGCUCGCUGGCAAGCUUGCCGACUAUUACCAGGCGCGCAAGCUCAAGGCCGAAGAGUACAACAAGCGUCUCGCUGACCCAUCUACCCCUCUCCCCUUCACCCAGCGUGUCCUGUACCCGAUGCUCCCGCACCGCGAGAAGCGCGAGCACGACUACCGUACCAAGCACGGCCUCAAGAAGCCCUCGCUCGCGUGGGCCCUCUCGGACACGUUUGGCAUGUAUUUCUGGAUGGCCGGUAUCAUCAAGUUUGUCGCCGACCUCGCCACCUCGUGCUCGCCGCUCGUCCUCCGCGCCCUCAUCGCCUGGGCCACAAAGUAUGAGUACGCCAUGCAAGGUGUCGGCCACUACCCCAGCAUCGGACAGGGUAUCGGUAUGGCCAUCGGCCUCCUCCUCAUGCUCCUAGUCUCGUCCAUGGGUGUUCACCACUACUUCCUGCGCUCCAUGGGCGUCGGUGUCCUGUCCCGCGCGGCCCUCAUCUCGGGUAUCUACGAGCGUGCCAUGAGGCUCACACAAAAGGCCCGCGGCGAACUGCCCAAUGGAAAGAUCGUCAACCACAUCAGCACAGAUACCUCUCGCAUUGACUUUGCUGCUGGCUUCUUUCACCUUAUCUGGACCUCCCCCCUCCAGUUCAUUGUCAUUACGGUCAUCCUUCUCGUCGAAAUUGGUUACAGCGCCCUGCCAGGCUCCGUGGGUCGAGGACGGGUGGAGAGUCGACGGAGAGCCGGCUCCGUGGCAGUCAGUCGAUCUAGCGACAUGAGGAGGCGGAAACUGAGUAACGAGGAGACAAGGAGCAAACAGAAGAGGGCAGACAAGGCGCGGCAGACAACCUGCGCUCAGUUGACUCGCCCACGCGUGGCGGCUUCGCUUUCGUGGCUCAUUGGUGCUAGCUCCCACAUUCACACCUGUUGGACCAUUGCUCACACCAACAGUAUCGGCUUCCUGCUUGUCAUGACACCCGCCCAGGCGAUUAUUAUGAAGUAUCUCUUUGCCAUUCGCAAAAAGGCCAUGGUCUGGACGGACAAGCGUGCCAAGCUCCUCCAAGAGAUUCUCGGCGGCGUCCGUAUCGUCAAGUUCAUGUCCUGGGAGAACGCCUACCUCGAGCGCCUCGGUGCCAUCCGUGGCAUGGAAGUCAAGUACAUUCGCCAGCUUCUCGUCGUGCGCUCUGCGAUGAUGGCCUUUGCCAUGUCCCUGCCCGUCCUCGCCACUGUCCUCGCCUUUAUCACCUACACGCUUACCUCCCACAGCCUUGAGGCUGCCACCAUCUUCACCGUCAUCUCGCUCUUCCAGCUCAUGCGCAUGCCUUUGAUGAUGUGGCCCAUGACUCUGUCGGCUACUGCGGAUGCUCUCAAUGCUCUUGGCCGUCUCCAGGCCGUCUUCGACGCCGAGGUUACCACCGAGGAACGUGUCAUCGACCCCAGCCUGCUCGAGGCUGUUCGCAUCGACCACGCCUCGUUCACCUGGGACGCUGCCCCUCCCGUUGAGGAGGAGGUCGCCAAGCUCGAGGCCAAGCUCGCUGCCGCGCAGGCCAAGAAGGCCGGCAAGGCCGCCCCUGCUGCUGACAAGGCCGAGAAGGUUCCCAAGUCUGGUGCCGUCACGCCCAACGCCAAGUCUGGCGUCGCCACCCCCGAAAACCCCAGUGCUGCCCAGCAGAACAUUUUCCAGCUCAAGGACAUCAACCUCUCGAUCCCCAAGGGCUCGCUGACUGCCAUUGUCGGCGAGAUUGGAUCCGGCAAGUCGUCGCUCCUCCAGGGCCUGAUGGGCGAGAUGCGUCGUACCGAGGGCAAGGUCACCUUCUCUGGCUCGACCGCGCUUUGCGCCCAGACACCUUGGAUCCAGAACGCCACUGUCCGCGAGAACAUUGUCUUUGGUCAGCCUUGGGACGAGGAGCGCUACUGGAAUGCUGUCCGUGACUCGUGCCUUGAGCCCGACCUCGAGCUCCUCGAAGACGGUGACGGUACCGAGAUUGGUGAGAAGGGUAUUACGCUUUCCGGUGGUCAGAAGCAGCGUGUCAACAUUGCUCGCGCCAUCUACUUCAACGCCGACAUUAUCGCUCUCGACGACCCUCUUUCCGCCCUCGACGCCGGUGUCGGCAAGGCCAUCUUCCACAACGCUUUCCUCGGUGCCCUCGCUGGCAAGACCCGUAUUCUCGUCACUCACGCUCUCCACUUCCUGCCCAACGUCGACUAUAUCAUCACCCUCGAGGAUGGCCACAUCUCUGAAACCGGUACCUACCAGGAGCUCAAGGACAAGAACGGCGCGUUCUCGCGCCUUGUUGCCCAGUUUGGCGCCGAGGACCACGAGGAGAAGGAGGCCGAGGACGAGGAGGAGGCCAUCGAGGUCACUGAGGGCUUCUCUACGCGCAAGGUUGACCGCUCCAAGCUCGUCUCUCGCGGUAAAGGUGCCCACCAGCUUAUGCAGGAGGAGCUCCGCAGCGUCGGUACUAUCAAGGGCAACACUUGGGGCGGCUACUUCAAGGCCGGCAACGGUUGGAUCCUCGUCCCCUGUGUUCUCAUCGCCGUCAUCAUUGCCCAGGCCUUCACCGUCAUCACCUCGUACUGGAUGAUUUGGUGGCAAAAGUACGAGUGGGGACACAACAACAACUGGUUCAUGGGCAUCUAUGCCGCACUUGGUGUUGGCUCGGCCAUCUCUGCUUUCUUCAUGGGCUUCACCAACGCCAUCCUCAACUACUUUGCAUCGGUCAACCUCCACCGCGGAGCCAUCAACCACGUCCUGUUCGCCCCCCAGUCCUUCUUUGACACGACUCCUCUUGGCCGUAUCAUGAACCGCUUCAGCAAAGAUGUGGACACAUUGGACAACACCCUCUCUGACGCGAUGCGUAUGAGUGUCAGCACUCUGGGUAACAUUAUCGGAGCGAUCGUCCUUCUGGCCAUCAUCUCGCCAUGGUUCUUGAUUGCCGUCGCUGUCGUCCUUCUCUGCUACUACCACUGCGCCAUGUUCUACCGCCGCUCGUCGCGCGAGUUCAAGCGUAUCGACUCGCUCCUCCGUUCGUCGCUGUACUCGCACUUCUCCGAGUCACUCUCGGGCAUCAGCACCAUCCGCGCUUACGGCGAGAGCCAGCGCUUCUGCGAAGAGAACAUUCAACGCAUGGACACUGAGAACCGCGCCUACUACCUCACCACUAUCAACCAGCGUUGGCUCGGUAUCCGUCUCGACAUGCUUGGUUCGCUCCUCACUUUUGCCGUCGCCCUCAUCGUCGUCCUCAACCACAAGAUCACUGCCGCCAAGUCUGGUCUUGGUCUCUCGACUAUGCUCACUGUCCAGCAGGCGUUCUCGUGGCUUGUCCGCCAGCUCGCCGAGGUUGAGAACGACAUGGUUUCGGCCGAGCGUGUCAUGGAGUACUCGAACGACCUCGAGCAGGAGGCACCCCAGGAGAUCCCCGCUACCAAGCCCUCGCCCGCGUGGCCGGCACACGGCCAGAUCGAGUUCAACAACGUCGAGAUGAAGUACCGUGAGGAACUGCCCCUGGUGCUCAAGGGUCUCUCCAUGAACGUCCAGGCUGCCGAGAAGAUUGGUAUCAUUGGUCGUACCGGUGCCGGCAAGUCGUCCAUCAUGGUGGCUCUCUUCCGCAUGGCCGAGCUUUCGGGCGGUUCUAUCACCAUUGACGGCGUCGACAUUAGCAAGAUUGGUCUCCACGACCUUCGCUCGCGCAUUUCCAUCAUCCCUCAGGACCCCCUCCUCUUUUCGGGUACCCUCCGCACCAACAUCGACCCCUUCAGCACCAAGUCGGACGCCGAGCUCUACGACGCUCUCAAGCGUGCCCACCUCAUCCCCUCGGCCACAUACGGCCACGGCGGUGGUGUGGACGGAACCGAAACCCCUACUUCCCGCUUCAACCUGGACUACGUGGUCGAGGAGGAAGGCGCCAACCUGUCGGUCGGCGAGAGGUCGCUCGUUUCGCUCGCCCGUGCCAUUGUGAGGGACCCCAAGGUCCUGGUCCUCGACGAAGCCACCGCCAGCGUCGACCUGUCUACCGACGCCAAGAUCCAAGAAACCAUUCGCCGCGAGUUCCGCGACAAGACCCUGCUCUGUAUUGCGCACCGCUUGCGCACUAUCAUCGGAUAUGACAAGAUCCUUGUCAUGGCGGCAGGUAAUGUCGAGGAGUUUGGUACGCCGCUCGACCUGUUCGCCAACGACGGCCACUUUGCAGAGAUGUGCGCCAAGUCGUCGAUCACCCGCGAGGACAUUGUCCGCGCGCAGGAGGAGGCCCGGCACGACGCUGCCGACGCAGAGGCGGCCGCUGGCUUCCUCGCCGUCCCCAACAAGUAG